GAGCACGGACAGGACCGGUCCUGAGUAUUGUGUCAGCGCAAUCAUCUCAGAGAGCCGAGAGGUCCUGCUUGUGCGAGCGAAACUGUUCCUUUGCUAGCAACGCGUCAAAUAUCCAGUCAAGCAGACUUCAUCGUCCAUCUAGUUACAAUACCGUGCUGACUGCUGAUAAAUCCUAACGCAAACUAAACGAACCAGACAGAAGAGCAUUUCAGUGUCAUUGAAGAACUCGGCGUUCCUUCUGCUUCAUCUGCCACAUCACCAUGUUCAUGUCAACCGGCUCAAUCUUCUACCGUACUCUGGAUGAGCUGCCCACGCUACCAGACGCAGAAAACGGUACUCUCAACAAACCGGCCCCCUCCGAUGGCAAAAACAAUCCAGGCUGCCACGAAGACGGGCCAGAUCGAGGUAAGAAAUGCGUCAAGGCAGACGAACUGAAGGCCAGAGAGGCCUGCUCGGUUCACUCCGGAGGCCGGGCUUCCAGGUGGCGCCUUCCAGCCCGCUACCGAGUCAUGCUGCUCCUCGUCUGGGGCUUCGCCGUCCAAAUGGCCCUGAGAGUCGUCCUCAACGUGACCAUCAUCGCCAUGGAGACGCCGGCCGAGCUGACGCCGUCGAACAUCUCUGGGGCACUUCGAGUGCCUCUCAUUACAACCACCGUCAUCCGUCCUGCUCUGCCCUGGGAGGCGGUGCUGCCGCUCAGUGUGGACGCGAGGUGGACGGAGAUGACUUCCAACGCCGCGGACUCUCCCUUCAGUGCUAAGCUGCUGGUGAACACAGAGGAGUCUGAGGAGGUGCUGGUGUCGACGGAGACGAAUCAGACGGUCGGCACCGGAGGAAGUCUGCAGCUGGAUAGUCUCAGUCGCGGCCUGGUUCUCUCCUCCUUCUACUGGGGCUACAUGGUGUCUCAGGUGCCCGGUGGUCGCCUGGCCGACCGGUUCGGCGCCCGGCGUGUGUUGGCUGUCUCUCUGGGCAUCACCAGCCUGCUGGCACUGCUGCUGCCGGUGGCCGCUCAGGCCGGCGCUACUGGGGUCAUCGCGGUACGGCUGCUGCAGGGACUGGCCACGGGCCCGGUGCUGCCGAGUCUGUUCCCGCUGCUGGCGCGCUGGCUGCCGGCCGACGAGCGGCAGACGGCGUGCGCGCUCAUCACGGCUGCCCAGCUGCUGGCCGUGGCCGCCAUCAGCCCGGCGGCUGCCUCACUCAGCGUGGCGCUCGGCUGGCAGAGCGUGUUCUACGUCACCGGCGGCAUCGGCAUGCUGUGGCUGCUCGUCUGGUGGCUCUGCAUGUACGACUCGCCGGCAGAACACCCGGCAGCGUGUGAGUGCGAGCUGCGGAGGAUCGGAGUGUCGGCCUCGCUGCCGGCCUCCUCCGCCACGCCGCCGUACUGCGCUAUCCUCUGCUCGGCACCAGUCUGGGCCAUCGUCAUCUGUGAGGCGGCCAACAUGUGGGGCCAGCAGCUGCUGGUGACGCUGGUGCCUCUCUACCUGAAGGACGCAGUCGGUCUGGACCUGCACACUAGUGGAAUUCUCAGCGGUGUACCGCACAUCGGACGCGCACUGCUCGGUCUCCUGCUGGGGCUGAACGGCGACCUGGCGCUGCGCCGCGGCUGGCUGAAGCCACUGGCGCUUCGUCGACUGGCCACGGUAGCCAGCUGCGGAGGCGUCAGCGUCUGUCUGCUCUCCCUGCCGCUGGUCGCCCACCUGCCGCCCGCGGUGACGGCGGCGCUCUUCUGCCUGGCCGGUCUGGCCACGGCCUUUACGACCGUCGGACACCCGCUCAGCACCAUCGACGUGUCUCCGACAUUCUGCGGCACCGUGUUUGGGCUGGCCAACACGGCUGGCGGCGCUGCCUCGCUGCUCAGCCCGCUGGCGGCCGGCGCUAUCCUGGAUGGCUCCACGGGCGCCGAGUCGCUGGCUGGCUGGCGAAUCGUCUUCUGGCUCGCUGCCGCAGUGUUUAUCCUUGGAAUGGUCGCCUUCCUCAUCAUGGCCUCGGGUGACCGGCAGCCAUGGGAUGCCGAAGCCGACAGCUCGCAGGAGAAACAGCCGAUCGUCGAGACGGCCACCGUAGACGGGGUCGAGAAGGUGGCCGAGAAAUGUUAAUAGGGUCCACAAAACGAAAAUAAUGAACAUCGCAGAACGACACUUGCGCUAUGUCGCAUGUGUUCGAAGACAAAUACCUGCUACCUACUAAUGCGUUAUGCCUAUCAUGAUCGUGGUCCAUGACCGUAGCUCGAUGAAUGAAUCGCAUGUGUACGUACAAAUGUCUGGUUAGAACUUCACUUGCUUUCGAUCGACAAUCCUUUAUGAUUAUAUC
Amphibalanus amphitrite is the source of this 2307-nucleotide messenger RNA. RefSeq names its product putative inorganic phosphate cotransporter. The record is from RefSeq and is a predicted model, not a curated record. Gene Ontology annotation, biological process: monoatomic anion transport; transmembrane transport. The coding region runs from base 261 to 2093 and encodes 610 amino acids. Lineage: Eukaryota; Metazoa; Arthropoda; Thecostraca; Balanomorpha; Balanidae. The transcript has a single exon. Gene Ontology annotation, molecular function: transmembrane transporter activity.